CAAUUUCAAUUUCAGAUUAUCACUUUCACUGCUUUGAAUUUUCUUGAUCAUUCCAUUUCUUCGUCAAUAUUAUGAUUUAAUCAUCUUUUUUGUUUCUUGUAGAAAUCGCUUUGAUUUUCCUUGCUGGAACUACUCGGUAUCUUGAAAAUGAGAAGGGAGCAAUCCCAGUCUCUUUGUGUAACAGAUGUGGAGCCUGAUAUAUUAAGUAGCUUACCGGGUCAUAUAAUAGACCAGAUUCUCUCACUUUUGCCUAUUAAGGAAGCAAUAAAAACAAGUAUUCUAUCUACCAAAUGGAGGUACAAGUGGGCUACACUUCCAAAUCUUGUGUUUGAUAGUCAAUGUUUGUCUGAAGGUUCUGACGACCUUUUAGCUAUCAAGAACAAGCUUUCAAGAAUUAUUGAUCAUGUACUUUUACUCCAUGCUGGGCCAAUCAAAAAGUUCAAGCUAUCACAUCGCGAGCUUGUUGGUGUGACUGAUAUCGAUAGGUGGACUCUUCAUCUAGCUAGAAGGCCGGUUAAAGAGUUUGUGCUGGAAAUCUGGAAAGGGCAACGUUAUAAGAUACCUUCGUGUUUAUUUUCUUGUCAAGGUUUAGUUCAUUUAGAAUUAUUUAACUGUUGGAUUAAACCGCCAUCAACAUUUAAAGGCUUUAGGAACUUAAAGAGUCUUGAUCUGCAACAUGUUACAUUGGCUCAAGAUGCUUUUGAAAACUUGAUAUCAAGUUGCCCUCUGCUUGAACGAUUGACGUUAAUGAACUUCGAUGGUUUCAGCCAUCUUGAUAUUCAUGCCCCAAAUCUUCAGUAUUUUGACAUUGGGGGUAAAUUUGAGGAUAUUAGCUUUAAGAACACUUCUCAAUUAUCUGUGGUAUCCAUUGGUCUGUAUGUGAACUUCGAAAGUAAUCAAAGUAGAUUUCAUGGAUGCUCUAGCAAUUUGGUCGAAUUUUUAAUCCAUUUACCUCACAUUCAGAGGCUGGAGAUUCAAAGCUAUUUUUUGAAGUAUUUGGCUCUGGGAGUUGUUCCAGGAAUGCUUCCCGCCCCUUGCACCGAUCUAAGUUUUCUUUCCUUACGCAUAAAUUUUAAUGAUUCAAAGGAAAUUUCAGCUGCUCUUUGCCUGUUCAGAAGCUCACCUAAUCUACGCGAACUAGAAAUAUUGGCACGGCCUGAAGAGCAGUCUGUUGCACAUUUUUGGGAAGAUGUCUAUUUGGAUUGGCCAGUCAUGCGAGUGCAGCAUGUGAGAAUAGAUGGCAUCUGUGGUAUCAAACCUGAAUUAGACUUCAUCCGCCUUCUACUUUUAUAUUCUCCUCUGCUAGAAAGGUUGGCUGUGAAACCUGCUUUAAACGUCAAACCAGAUUUGACUAAAGAACUAUUGCGUUUCAGGAGAGCCUCAGGACGAGCUGAAGUUAUUUAUCUGGACUCUGUAUGAUGUUUUUUUUUUCUUUAUUGAAAUCUUAAAUGGUCAUUUUACCAUUUUGUCUCUUAAUUAAUCAUCAUCUACUACUACCUGCGCCCAUUUUCAAAUGGAAAAUUGCAUUGUUAGUGCCUCCUACUUGUGAUAUUGAGGGGCUUCACUACCUUGAAAGUAUUUGUUUGGUAUUGUCCUGCAUAAAAAAUAAUAUAUGGUUUAGAUUUAGAUUUUGUCUGAUCAAUUAUGUAAAUUAUGGAUUCACAUUUUCCAUGGAUUUGUAAGCCAUUGUUUACACGAGUUGGGCCUUGGCAUAUUUUCCUUGUUUAUCAUGGGCCAAAGCCAUAUAUAUAGUGGAGUUUGUAUUUUACAUUUUAAACUUUUUAAAUUUCUUUUUUGCACCACUAGGCCAAGAGAUGCUCUAAUUUUUUUUGGCACCCUUAUGCCAAAUUUUGGAUACUCAAAAAUUGUUUCAUUUGUAGUAUGUGAUUAAUAAAAUUUCUCAAUUUUAAACACAAACAAAAUAAAAAUAAUUUUAACUUUUAUGAUAUAAUUAUCAACAAAAAUAUUCAUAUAGUAAAUUAAACAAACAAAUAAAUAGUUUUUUAAAAUAAUUAUUCCGUAUGAGAUGGGUACACACUAGUUAAAUCUACUAUCUAUCUACUAUCUAUCAUAUACUAAUCAAUUGACCAAACUGUCUAUUUUGCCCUUCCCACUCAAAAACAUUAUACUACAAAAAGGACUUUUUAGUAAUUAACAAAUUAAGCCUUAACUUUUUCAACUUUUUUGAACUUAUGCACCAAUUGUCAAACUCUGAUUGGUCCAAAUCUAUCAUAUACUAAUCAAUUGACCAAACUGUCUAUUUUGCCCUUCCCACUCAAAAACAUUAUACUACAAAAAGGACUUUUUAGUAAUUAACAAAUUAAGCCUUAACUUUUUCAACUUUUUUGAACUUAUGCACCAAUUGUCAAACUCUGAUUGGUCCAAAUUAAAAAACUUAUCUCAUCUUUUCCCUUUUCUUUUCCAUCGUUGAAACCCAUUUCUCUCUCUUCUUCCUCAUUUUCCUUCUUUUCAUCAACUCUCUCUGUCUUCUCUCUCUUUCCCCUCAAACCCUAUGUCUGCCGCCGCCCCUUUCUCUCCUGUAUCUACGACUACUACCAACGUAAAAACCAUUUUUCGUACGCCUGCUCAUUCAAGUUAUUUUCAGAUCUGGCAAUAUAUGAUACCUCAGAGAUGAAACGCAUUCGGCUGGUGCUGUUUGUUUGAUAAAACUCGAGACUUCUGUGACUGUUGCAGGGUGUAAUGGUGAUUCUGGGUAUUCAACUGAAUGCGGUGUCUGUUGUAAACCUGAUUAUGUCAAUAUGGAUUGCUGUGGAAUUUUGUGUGCAUAUAGCCCAUGCAUUCAUGGUUAGUUUAAUCAUCUGUUUUGUUUCAGGUGUCUGCCAUGGAAAUUACUUUAGCUUGUGGAAAUUACUUUAGUCCCCCUAUUAAAAAAAUGCAUGUUUACUUUAGCUGGUGUUUGAGGUAAUUUUAUACAACUUCAACUAAUUCUUGUAAUUUCUAAUUUAUUUCCAUUCAUUUCUAAACUAAAACUAUAUCAUCUCUUGCUCUAACUUUUGCUUAUGUACUUGUGGGAAUUAAUUAGACUUGGUACUGUAAGAGAUAAAGGUGUGGAAUUUAUUUUGUCAUUAGAGGAGCUUCUAAUAAUUGUGCAGAAAAUUAGCUUUCCUUUGGAUGCAAUAAACAAAGAAAUAAGUCAAAAUUAUGUUGUUUAAACAGAGUUAGCAUGAAGAAUCUAGAAGUAUAAAGAAAAAUGCAUUUAAUUAUGAUGAAUUGUUGAGUUUUGAAUGAUAAAACCAAGUUAUUUAGAUGUGUAUAAUCAUAUUUUGUUCUUAAUUCGACUUUACACAUCCAAAAGAUACUUGGAAGAUGUUUUUGCCCUUAGAUAGGGCAUUCCUUUUCGGCGCAUCUGCCGUGGUGUUGGGAGGACAACCCAAGCUCCGUCAUUCCAAUGGGCAAGGAUGCUGGUCUACGAAGUUUGCUAAAUUUAUUUUUUAUUUGCUUAAGAAUGCUAAGAGCAAUGGGAGCAAUACUAAAUUAUGUCUUUUAUAUUUUAAGUUUGAUAUUGACUUUCAUAUUGUAGUUUGAUAUUUUUAACCAACUUUUAAUCACAUUGUUCUAUUAAUUUUCUAAUUCCAAUUAAAAGGUUUGGAUGCGGAUGUACUCUUUGUUUCUCAUAUGCAGGUCAAUCAAGCUCGAAUGCAAAGACGUCGUACUUACAGGGCUCAUGGAAGCACUCUUUGUUUCUCAUAUCCAAAUGACAUCUAUGUCCUCGGGGAUGUUGUGUUUGAGAGGGUGUUUAAUGUUGUAUAUUCAGCCUUGCCGGUGUAUUUGAUUUUGCCAGGUGUUGCUGUAUUGUUGCAGUUUCUGGUUUCUUUUUGUUGAUUGUUAGCAUUUUAAAACAGUUUGUUUGGUUCUUUGACAUGUCUUAGGUCUGAGUUUAUAUAUUUUCUGUUGUUUCAAAAAAAUGAUUCAUCCUGUUAGAAGUCAUAUGGUUAUAUAAAUAUAUCAUAAACCAUUUGUUUGUUUA
Messenger RNA from Vicia villosa (hairy vetch), 3988 nucleotides. Its product is annotated as F-box/FBD/LRR-repeat protein At1g13570-like. The coding region runs from base 148 to 1419 and encodes 423 amino acids. The record is from RefSeq and is a predicted model, not a curated record. The transcript has 6 exons. NCBI's taxonomy places the organism in Eukaryota, Viridiplantae, Streptophyta, Magnoliopsida, Fabales, Fabaceae. Gene Ontology annotation, molecular function: protein binding.